Molecule: messenger RNA, 450 nt
Organism: Notodromas monacha
Lineage: Eukaryota; Metazoa; Arthropoda; Ostracoda; Podocopida; Cyprididae
Source: the annotation of a GenBank genome assembly
AUGCCGCGCGGGAAGAAUGAUUUCUACCUGCGCUACUAUGUUGGGCAUAAAGGAAAAUUCGGCCACGAGUUCCUUGAGUUCGAAUUCCGUCCUGACGGCAAGCUGAGAUAUGCGAACAACUCCAACUACAAGAACGACGUUAUGAUCCGAAAAGAGUGCACCGUGAAUGCCUGUGUGCUGGACGAGCUGAGACGGAUAAUUGACGACAGCGAAAUUAUGCAAGAAGAUGAUACCAUGUGGCCCCCACCGGAUCGUGUUGGUCGACAAGAACUUGAAAUCGUGAUGGGAGACGAUCAUAUAUCGUUCACAACUUCGAAAAUCGGCUCACUGGUAGACGUGAACACGUCCAAGGAUCCAGAAGGAUUGAGGUGUUUCUACUACCUCGUACAGGAUCUCAAGUGUGCAGUGUUUUCGCUGAUUGGCCUACAUUUCAAGAUCAAGCCCAUAUAA